UCCUCGGGACUCGCGGGCUCGGCUCGGCUCGGCCUGGCCCAGCCUGAUGCGGAGGAGCCGGGCCCCGGUAGCGAGGACGCGCUUCGUCACUAUCCCCGCCGGAGCCUCGGCUGCCUGGCGCUGCUACCUCCGCCCGGCCCGCCUUUUGCGAAACUGACGCGGUCUGGUAGGGGAGCCUGGGCUCGCUGGUGGCCGGAGGCCUGGCCUCUGCUUGGCCACUCACUCUCCCUCAGAGCCACCGUUCUCCAGCUUUAAGAUGGAGGACGGCAGUAUCUGCCCUACCUACACCACUCGGUGAUUGCAGGGGUGACAGUGACUGUCUGGAAACUAGGGAGCGCUGGUUCUCCACUGGGCAGCCAGUAGAAUCAUUUGGGAAGCCUUCCCAGGGUGAGCCCCAUCGUCUCCAGGGAUUUUGAUCUGCAGCCGGGACCGGGAAACGCGGGCCUAGAGUGACAACUGUGGUCACCACCAGAAUGUACCCUUCGUCGAAGGGUGGAAGAUGUCUAUGGAUGUGACGUUUCUUGGGACUGGUGCAGCGUAUCCAUCCCCUACUCGGGGUGCCUCUGCUGUGGUCUUUCGGUGUGAAGGCGAAUGCUGGCUCUUUGACUGUGGAGAGGGGACACAGACACAGCUUAUGAAAAGCCAACUGAAGGCAGGGAGAAUUACCAAGAUUUUCAUCACRCAUCUUCAUGGAGACCAUUUCUUUGGCCUUCCCGGCCUCCUCUGCACAAUCAGCCUGCAGAGUGGCUCUGUGGUCACCAAACAGCCAAUUGAAAUCUAUGGCCCUGUAGGACUUCGAGACUUUAUCUGGCGAACCAUGGAGCUCUCUCACACAGAGUUGGUGUUCCCUUACGUGGUCCAUGAGCUGGUGCCCACAGAAGAUCAGUGUCCUACAGAAGUACUGAAAGAAUCUUCACAUGUUGAUAAAGCAACAGAGAGCCCCCCCUCUCCCAAAGAGGGACAAGGAAGAACUAUCCUAUUAGAUUCAGAAGAAAACUCAUACCUUCUGGUUGAUGAUGAACAGUUUGUUGUAAAAGCAUUUCGCCUCUUUCACAGAAUUCCUUCCUUUGGGUUUUCAGUUGUAGAAAAGAAACGCCCAGGUAAACUCAAUGCACAGAAGCUGAAAGACCUUGGUGUUCCGCCAGGUCCUGCCUAUGGGAAGCUGAAAAAUGGAAUCUCUGUUGUUCUGGAAAAUGGGGUUACAAUUUCUCCCCAGGAUGUCUUAAAAAAGCCUAUUGUUGGAAGAAAAAUAUGCAUAUUGGGUGAUUGUUCUGGGGUUGUAGGAGAUGGAGGAGUGAAACUGUGCUUUGAAGCAGACCUGUUGAUCCACGAGGCAACCCUGGAUGACACCCAGAUGGACAAAGCAAAGGAGCAUGGCCAUAGCACACCUCAGAUGGCAGCAACGUUUGCAAAAAUGUGCCAAGCAAAGAGGCUGGUUCUUACUCAUUUCAGUCAGAGGUACAAACCAGUUGCCUUGGCCAGAGAAGGAGAAACAGAUGGCAUUGCGGAACUGAAAAAGCAAGCAGAAUCAGUGUUAGAUCUCCAAGAAGUGACUCUAGCAGAAGAUUUUAUGGUGAUUGGCAUUCCAAUCAAGAAAUGAAACAGGUGUUCUUAUUGACAUGUCUGUAAAUGUUACUGAACCUACAGUCCAGAUUUUUUUUUCUUUUGUUUUUGUUUUUGGUCUGAAAUUAUUUUGGCCCUGAUAAUCCUAAAAAGGAUGGAGCUGCAUUAUUGAUCUAACUCAUUAGUGAGAGGGAGCAAGCUUUUUGAUAAUAAAUCAUUUUUAGAAGAAGAAAAAAAAAMCACCCAGCAUCCUUCUUAAAGUGCAUAUUUGACAAAAAGAUAGAUUUUGCAGGUAUUCUUCUCAUUUUCUGACUACUGCCACAGAUGUAAGCCAUGCAGUCCUGGACUUAGCUUCUACCCAGCUUUAUUGCAGUAAUUGGCAAAGUACACUGGAAUCGGCCUCUUGGCUAGAAAUGGUAUUUUGUCAGUUUGUGUUGAAUCUGUUCAUGUUAUUAACAGAAGAGAAAGAGCGAGUCACAAGACUUUGUAUAUGUAAUAGUAACAAUAGCAUGCAGUGGUUUUACUGGAUUAUUGAAUUCAGGGCUUCGCUAAGUGAUAUGUUAGUGUUUUGCUGAAAUUUUUGGUUUGCUCUUAGCCCACAAUUCUCAUCUGAGUACUGUCCUAGGAAUUUGGAAAUUGUGGGAAUGUUUUAUUCUCACAAUGACAGAGGGGUGGUAGUGAUAAUAUUACUGGUUUUAAUCUGCAGGGGUCAGGAAUGCUAGAUGCCCUGUAAAGUUUGGGUUAGUCCUGUAGAAUAAAGAAUAACCUCAUCUCCAAAUGCAUAUUGCAGGCCUGUUGAGUUAUACAGCAAAGUUAAAAUUUAUACUUCCAAUGUGAAUAUGCUUUACCAAAAUUAGUGACAUACUGAGUUGAAUUACUAGGUAAAUUGAUCCAACAACAGAUCCUGAAGAUUGAAUAUGUCAGAAUUGUAUGCUCUAUCUAAUAUUUUUUGAAAGAAAUGAGUCAUCAAGUGAAGCUUAUGAAUCUGGAGGUAAAAAGUGGUAUUUAUUACUGAGAUUUAAUUUACAUGUCCCCAUUAAUAAUAGAAAUAUAGGAUACCAUAAAAAUACCAUAUUUAAGAGUUAUCAGGAUAGAGGAAGGCAUAGAGUUCCAAACCAAAGGAAUGAACAAUCUAUUCA
Messenger RNA from Urocitellus parryii (Arctic ground squirrel), 2702 nucleotides. RefSeq names its product elaC ribonuclease Z 1 (gene Elac1). NCBI's taxonomy places the organism in Eukaryota, Metazoa, Chordata, Mammalia, Rodentia, Sciuridae. The record is from RefSeq and is a predicted model, not a curated record. Gene Ontology annotation, cellular component: nucleus. Gene Ontology annotation, molecular function: 3'-tRNA processing endoribonuclease activity.